AUGCCCGCUGCAUUUGGUUCACUAUAUUCCAUUAGAAUCCUCUCCUUGAGGUCAAAUAAAUUCAACGGGUCAAUUCCUGAAGAGAUUAUUCAUUUCUCUAAGCUUCAGAUUUUAGACUUGUCGAGUAACUAUUUCAGUGGGCAACUCCCUAGAAGAAUAGGAAACUUGGAGAUGCUAACCAGUAGACCUAAUAGCACACUCUUGCUUGAAUACGGUGUUGACGUGAAACUGGAAAUGGUGAUUAAAGGGAUUGCGAUACAGCUUGAAAAUUUGUAUGAUUAUACGAGUGUCGGAAACAUGACAGGCUUAGAGUCCUUGGAUUUGAGUUUCAACAAACUGUUUGGAAAAAUACCAGAGUCUUUGGCAUCACUAGAUUCUCUUGGGUUUCUGAAUUUGUCUUACAAUAACUUGAGUGGCAGGAUCCCAAGAGGACUUCACUUAGAUACAUUAAGCGGAGAUGGUUCUGCAUAUGUCAACAACAGUUUUCUAUGUGGGAUCCCUACAAAUAACAUUUGUGAGGGUGAUCAGGGUACUAAUACUACUGAUAUUUCGAGUCCUCCAAAUGAUUUUGAAGAAGAUGCAAAAGAGAAGUUGUUGUUAUGUGCCAUUGUCGCUGUGGGGUUUGUAGUCGGGUUUUGGGGUCUGUUCUUUGUUUUGCUGUUAAAGAAAGAGAAAUGGUGGUUUCCUUAUUAG
Molecule: messenger RNA, 693 nt
Organism: Papaver somniferum (opium poppy)
Lineage: Eukaryota; Viridiplantae; Streptophyta; Magnoliopsida; Ranunculales; Papaveraceae
Product: receptor-like protein EIX2
Exons: 2
Coding region: 1-693 (230 amino acids)
Molecular function (GO): protein binding
Source: RefSeq, a predicted model, not a curated record